Morone saxatilis (striped sea-bass) is the source of this 1370-nucleotide messenger RNA. Its product is annotated as distal membrane-arm assembly complex protein 2. The transcript has 6 exons. The record is from RefSeq and is a predicted model, not a curated record. NCBI's taxonomy places the organism in Eukaryota, Metazoa, Chordata, Actinopteri, Moronidae. Gene Ontology annotation, molecular function: protein binding. Bases 79 to 831 code for a protein of 250 amino acids.
UCAGGAACAACAACACACUAUUGCAAAUGCGGAGGUGCAGCGUUUGUCCCUUACGACCUUCCGUUCAACGGCGUAAUCAUGUCGGCCGCACUUAUGUCUCUACACAGGUGUCUCCAGCGGUCAGCCCUCCUCAUCGUUGCUCGGCGACCGUGCAGCUCCAGCUCAGUGUCUCCGUCUCCUCUGCACAGGAGGCUUCUCCUCCUCCUCGCCCAGCGUUUCUAUGAUGUGGAGAUGCUCCUGAGCUGGUGGUCUCGGCUGAGGAGGAAGAGGAUUCAGAAGAAGAAUUUUAACUAUGGCUACAGGCAGAGGCUUUUCGGGGCAGACAUUGCUGCAGCGCAUUACGUCUUGAGUAUGAAGGGAGGAUUUAGGUAUGUUGGCUGGUCUGAGUGGUUCCGUGCAGACCACAGGGGCAAGUUUAAUUGGGAUUUCAUGGAGCACAAAGACACACCCCUAGAGGAAGUAAACAUGAGCUACACACUCAUCAACUACACAGGACUGGAGAACUUUGAGAAGCAGCGAUCUUUGCGGACUCUGUCAUUACGAGGAUGCCCUGAAGUGGACGACUGGUUCCUGGCCAGGCUCCAUGUGUUGCAGGACUCUCUGGAGGAACUGGACAUCUCUCACUGUCCACGCAUCACUACAGGCGGCCUGGCUGCACUCAGGAAUCUCAAGGGACUGCGGCGUCUGGACAUUUCGUCCCUCCCUGGGAUUUCUAGUCCUGGGUUGGUCAUUAUCCUGCUGGAGGAGAUGUUACCACAGUGCCAGAUCACCGCUACUGGCUACGACCUCAGCCUGAAGGAAGGAGAGUGGCAGAGUGAGGCACACGUAUAAGGCAGGGGAUGGACAGGGUGGGAAUCUGAGGAAUCAAGGGACAGAAAUAGUCCUCUGAGAGAACUUUGCCAUCGAUUCACUGUAGUCUGACAGAAAGGGCACUGAUGGAGCAAAGAGACAUUCAGAGGAAACGUCUGACAUAAGAAGAGAGGAGGCGAUGAGUCUAGAUUUUUGCAGCAAUAUAGCCGGUUAUCACAGAGAAAGUCCAGCAUAGACAAAUUAGAGUCUUAACACACUCUGCUACUAUGAACCUUACUAAGUCAUGUUUGGUUGGACACUGGCAACCUCCAAUUAGACAUAGUCAUGUGAAAAAGAAAAAAAAUACAGCAAGUGGUGGACUAAAGUGUACUACCUCAUUUUGUCUUGGAUUAUUUGGCAUCUGUCAUUGAAAGUAUGUUAUCACAAUCUGCUUCUGUGGUUUUCCUCCAGAAUCAACUUGCAGUAAAGAGUCCACUCGUCUGCAUAUGCUGUAAUGAUUUCAUUUGCUGAAAUGUAAAUAUGAUUGUAAAUACAUUGAAUAAAGAUUUUAUUGUUCAGUA